Thyridium curvatum is the source of this 2298-nucleotide messenger RNA. RefSeq lists its product as uncharacterized. The coding region runs from base 1 to 2298 and encodes 765 amino acids. The transcript has 2 exons. The record is from RefSeq and is a predicted model, not a curated record. Gene Ontology annotation, biological process: carbohydrate metabolic process. Gene Ontology annotation, molecular function: protein binding. Lineage: Eukaryota; Fungi; Ascomycota; Sordariomycetes; Thyridiales; Thyridiaceae.
AUGAGUCUCCAAGCCCUACGCCGAUUCGGGGUGAGCGCUGCACCCCGUCGCGAAGGUCUGGCAGAUGACACAACUGGCUCUAAACCCAUCGCAGCCUCGUGGAUGUACCUCUCGGAUGAUCAAAAGUACGAUACGAUCCCGUCGGCUUGGAACUCAAUCAACUUCAAAGUCGUCGACUAUCUCUAUGUGGGGCCACUUGGGGUCCAGGAGGACGGAACCUUUGGGAUUUACAACUCGAGUGCAACAGGACCGCUCGCCCACCGACUCAAGUGGACAAUCAAGACAGCGCGCGAGCAGAACCCAGAUAUCAAGAUCAUUGUCUCUCAGUGGUGGGGCAGCGGAGCUCACAGUUGGGGUGAGGCGUUGUCGGCUCUUAAGAACGACGAGAAUGUCGACAAAUACACGACUUCAGUCAAGACGUUCAUGGAACACUGGAAAGAUGUGAAUGGCUACGACAUCGACUACGAGUCGAAUAACGUUGUUGACAGGGUUCCAAUGGUUCUAUCACAGAUACGAAACAAACUUCAAAGUAUUGAAGGGCGGAAGUUCGUCGUGACUGUUUCACCGUCCGUGACAACAAACCUCGACAAAGCAAAAGCAUCCUUGGACUAUGUCAACUUGCAGACCUAUGCCGGCGGCAUUUCCUUGACGCCGCAGCAGUUCGUGGACCUGGGCUUCAAGGCAGAGCAGCUGCUCUACGGCAUCUGCGCCGAGUCUGGUUGUCAGAGUCCGUCCCUGGUAGAAGUGAAGAAGGCUUACACAAAAGGACACUUGACAGGUAUCCACAUGUACCGUCUGAACUCUGGAAACUAUGGGGAAGAAGGGCAGAAUCUCAAUAAAACCCAGGCACUGUGCAAUAAGUUCGACGCAAAUAUGCGUACAACCUGUUUGAGCCUGCUGCUCUCCGGCGCUGUAGCCCACGAGCAGCUGCAGCACUCCUUCGCUGCUUCGGAUAUAUGUUACUGGAGUCCUCUACUAAGCGACACGACAUCCUCCUUCUGCCAGGCCAGCCUCUUGCGCAAAUUCCGACCUGCAGCCUCACCAGAUUCCCGCAGUCGAAAGAAUGCCACCCAGGGCACGACCUACCCAAAUGUAUGGGAAGGCCCAUCACACUGCUGGGAGGGGCUCUGCGUUUACAGCAACAAGGGCUUCGCCGGGGGAAUCGUCCUCGUAACCACACCGUCCAACGCCGACAAGGUCAAGCAGAUCACGCAGAACUACCAACCGUCCUCCUCCCACAAGCCCUCAGGGGACGCAGACACCCGGCCGCCGCCACCCUACAGGGCAGCACACAUCCCCGGCAAGGGCACGGGCCUCGUGGCCACGCGCCGCAUCGAGAUCGGCGAGCCCAUCAUGGCGCAGCUGCCCGCCGUGCUCGUCCACCGGAGCUUCUUCGCCGGCGGCGCCGCGGGCGCCUUCUCGCGGGCGGGCCACGCGCGCAUCCUCGCCGCCGCCGUCGACGAGCUGCCCGCGCCGCGGCGGGCGCUGUUCGCGAGCCAGGCGGCGCAGCCCGGCGGCGACCGGUACACGAGCAUCAUGGUGACCAACUCGUUCCAGAUGGACCUGGGCGGCGGCGGCGGCGGCGAGGAUGACAGGGACCAGGGGGCGGGCCACCACUUCGGCAACUUCCCCGAGGUGUCGCGCCUGAACCACGACUGCCGGCCGAACCUCAUCUUCCGCAUCGCGCCGGACACGAUGGCGCACGGGACGUACGCGACGCGGCCCGUCGCGGCCGGCGAGGAGCUGAGCAUCUCGUACAUCGACCUGUUCCUGCCGCAGGCGGAGCGCCGCGCGCAGCUGCAGCUCUCGUGGGGGUUCCGGUGCUCGUGCGCGGCGUGCACCGGGCGGGACAUCAACAACAAACCCCCGGGAGGUGGUGCGGCAGUCGCGCGUGAUCACCACGAGGAGGAAGAGCAAGAGGAAGAUACUGAGGAGUACGAGGACGACGAGGCGGCGAUCGCGAGGUCCGACAGCCGCCUGCGCGAGAUCGAGCGGCUCGAGGCGCAGCUGUCGGACCUGCAGAGCGCCAACAUCACGCCCGCCGUCGUGGACCGGCUCGUGCACCUGUACGAGCGGGAGCGGCUCGACGCCAAGGCCGCGGGCGGGUGGACGGUGGCGGCCAUGAACUACGCCAUGCUGGGGCAGGAGGACAAGGCGCGCAGGCUGGCGGGGAUGGCGGCGCGGGCGGUGGCGCUCGAGUACGGCGAGGACGCGCCGGACGCGGUGGUGAUGCGGGACCUGGCGAGGAACCCCAAGGGCCACUGGACGUGGAACGCGCGGGUGGGGAGGAAGGCAUGA